UUCCUAUCUCUGCGAUCCCGUCAGGAGGAACACACGCACUUUCGCUUGACCCUUCACAUUUACUUCCUGUGCGCAAGGAGGAACAGGAGAUGAUGGCGCAUGCGCGGUGCCGUGGCUGCUCCUGCUGCUUCUCGGGCUGCUCUUCCGGCCUCUCCAGUCCCCGACUAGGCUGAGGCGCCAGGAGCCCCUCUCUGCUCAGGCCAACUAGGGCUGACCUUUGACCCCGGAAGUGAACAAGACUCUUAAGUCCCUUGACCUUUUUUGGGGGGGGGUCGUUUCCCAGUUUAAUUUUGCUCCAAACUUCCUCAAGCGUCCCCCAGUAAUUUGGGGCUGCCUCUCCCACUCAUCUCUUACCUGUGCCUGCACCUCCAGUUAGCACCCCCAGGAACACUUCUGGUGCAGGACUCCCAUUGGCUAGCUUGGUUUUGAGGUCCCCUCCCGCAUUGCUGGUUAGUGUUUUGGGGGUGCUGCUGCCAUACCUUGUGGCAUUAGUCCCACUCCAGCCCCUCUGCAGAUCCACCCGGGUAUCCAGACCCUGAGUAUGGUGGUACCCCAUCUCUUGAAGCCAAAAUGGCAUGAGCGGAGGGAGACCUAGUGGACAAAGAGGAGGGGGUGGUUGCUCAGAGUGGGAAGGUCAAUAGCUGUGUGGCAAAUCUACUUUGCUGAAUGGGGAACAUAGUCCUGUAGUUAAUCUCCCCUCCCUCCUCCAUUCCUAUAGAAAAGGGUUUUGUGGGCAGCUACAGCUAGGACCCAUCAAGGGGAGAAGAGGGUUCAGGAUUCCCCAGGCCUUGUGGAUCAUGGGCCUGAAGCUGCCUUGAUGAAGGAACUUGUGAGUGCCAGCUGGGCAGUGGUGUUCCCUGAGGAGGAGGACGACGAGGAAGAGGAAGAGGCGGCCCCACCGUGGACAUGGGGUCGCAGGUCCUGCAGAUCCUACGCCAGGGCGUCUGGGCCUCGCUGACCGGUGGCUGGUUCUUUGACCCACACCAGAGUACCUUCUCCAAUUGCUUCCACCUCUAUACCUGGAUCUUCCUGCUCACCUUCCCUUUCCUGCUGUACAUGGUGAUGCCUCCCAGCAUCGUGGUGGCAGGUGUGUACUGCGUGGUCGUUGCCACCUUCUUCACCGCCGUCAAGACCGUCAACUACCGCCUGCACACCAUGUUCGACCAGGGUGAGAUCGUGGAGAAGAACUCGGCGCUGGCGGAGGGUGCCAAGGGCGAAGAUGGAGCUGCAGCUGACGGGGGGAACUUGGCCAGAGACCCAGGUGGGGUGGAGAUGACGGUGUUUCGGAAGGUUAGUUCCACACCUCCCGUGAGGUGCAGUUCCCAGCAUUCGGUCUUCGGCUUCAACCAAGUCAUGGAUCUGCUGCCCCACUUGGAGGACGGGGGGACUGUAAGAGACAUCAAAGAACUCGUGCGAGUGCAGGGCAGCAACAAUGUCAUUGUCACGGCAGCUGAUCGGGACAUGCUUCAGCGCUGUUCCCCUGAAAAUUGUGUUGGUGACGUGACGAUGGUGUCUCUCGAUGCGGAAGGUGCAAAUAGCAGCCUGCUGCCCCUUCCCAAGCCAGAGCCUCCAUCAGCUGGAAGGAAGCAGCUGCCCUCUCUUCCGGUGCAGACAUCAACCCAGAGCACGGACUCCUCAGAACAGUCUCUCCCGGGUGGGGCGGGAUCCCGGGCACCCCCACGCUGGACCGCCAGCGAGUCGGAGAGCAUGGGCGACACGCCCCUGAGCCCCCUCAUCAAGAGCAGCUUAAGCGAGGAGCUCAGCCAGAGCUUUCUGAGCCUGGCGUUGCCCGAGGCCAGCAGGCACGGCCGGCGUGAGAAGCGCUGCUCUGGAGCCGACUAUCAGCCCCUGGAGCCCCGGCCGGAACGCCCCCGAAAAGCUGGUUCUUCAGACAGCUGUUUCAGCGGCACCGACAAGGAGACACCCAGCACCUUGAGCAGUUACCGCAGUGAGAAGACCAACUCCACCCACUUGGACAGCCCCUCGCUUGGGCCCGGCACUGGAGACAGGGUGCCAGGAGAGGAGGGGCUGCCUGGCACGUCCCCAACGCCCGAUGGCGGCGGCGGUGGUGGCAGCGACACGGACGCCCUCUCGGACAGCGAGCUGCUGCGUUCCCCUGAGCUGGGCCUCAUCGGGGAGCUGAGCUUUGACACACAAAACACUCUCAACUCCCUGGAAACGGUCAAGGGUGACACUGAGCUGUGGGACAGCCCUGAAUCGGAGCAAGUGGUCCGGCCCAAGGAGCUGGGCUUCAAGGGCCGCCGGCGCCUCUCCCGCAAGCAUGGCAGCUCCUACUUGCCCAUGCGCACGCUCCUGGACAGCAAGGUGUACACAGAGGGCUUCUUUGCCGACGAGGACUCGAGUGACUGCAGCGACCUGAGCCGGGCCUCCAGCCUGCACUCCCAGCACCACUACAGCUCCGACAGCUCCUCCAGCACCUCCUGCUACUCUCCUGAACGCCACGGCCCUGCCCAGCACGACCAGCAGGGCCUCCCCGCCGCCGAGGCCAAGCCCCCGCCGUCUCCGCCCCCCAACGGCCCGCCCCAGCUGUCCCACUACGCCCAGCGCUCUGGGAGCACGGCCAGCGCCAAGACCCACGCCCGCGUGCUCAGCAUGGACGGGAGCCACGUCGACACAAAGCCCACGGGCUGCCUCACCGUCUCCAAGUCGGAUCUGGAGUCCCACGCGGGAAAGCUGACGGCGGAGCAGGAAUCAGGCAGCACCGUGCGCAGCCAGUCAGCCAAUCACUCGGGCUGGAGGGGGGAACUGCAGGCUGAAGGGGCCUUUGGUGGAGCUUCCACUGGAGAGGAGGGUGUGAAGGCAGACCGGUCAAGCAACAUCAAGCGGAUGCAGGCCAUGAGGCGGCGGCAUAACGCGGGCAGCAACCCCACCCCUCCAUCCUCGGUGAUGGGGUCCCCACCCAGUUUGCAGGAUCUGCAGCGAGGCCGGGCCUUGUCGCACUCCCGUGCCCUCACCCUCCCCUCGGCCCUGCAGUUUGCCAGCUCCCUCCUCCUGCCACGCGGCGCCGUCCACGAGGCCUGCAACUUCGACGACACUUCUGAAGGUGCCGUGCACUACUUCUACGAUGAGAGCGGGGUCCGACGGUCCUACACUUUUGGGCUAGCUGGCGGCGGCUACGAGAACCCCGUGGGGCAGCAAGUCAGCGCGGACCAUGCGACCACCAGUGGCUGGGACAGGCACUCGCAUUCCUCCAGCUUCAACUCCACAGAGGUGCCUGAGGGGACUCCUGCCCUCACUCUGCUGCAGCCACGGCCCGUGGUUCUCCAGGGCAUGCAAGUGCGCCGGGUGCCGCUGGAGAUCCCUGAGUUUGACCUUCUGGACCAGGAAUCACUGCACGAGUCCCAGGAGAACACACUGAUGAUCGAGGACAAGUGCCACCCCCGUCAGUACUACAAGUUCUGGGUGCUGCCCGGGCGCUGGAUGCGGGUACGCUACGACCGCCUGGCCUUGCUGGCUCUGCUGGAUCGGAACCGGCAGGUGGCAGAGAAUGUGUUUGUGGUGCUGCUGGUGAGCCUGGUAGCUUUCCUUGGCUACCUCCUCCUCCUCCAGGGCUUCUUCCGGGACAUUUGGGUGUUCCAGUUCUGUGUGGUCAUUGCCAGCUGCCAGUACUCUCUGCUGAAGAGCGUCCAACCUGAUGCUGCUUCGCCUAUGCAUGGGCACAACUGGAUCAUCGCCUACAGCCGGCCCGUUUACUUCUGCGUGGCGUGUCUGCUGAUUUGGCUGCUGGACCUCUGUGCCCGUGCUGAGCCCCUUCCAGCCGUGGCCUUCUACGACCUCACCCUCUUCUCUGCCGACUUCUUCUACUGCGCCCGCGAUGUGGCUGUUGUUUUCACCCUCUGCUUCCCGGCCAUCUUCCUCUUCGGACUCCUCCCCCAAGUCAACACUUGCUUCAUGUACCUUCUGGAGCAGGUGGACAUGAACAUCUUUGGCGGAACAGCUGCCACCAGCCCCCUCACCGCCCUCUUUGCUCUCCUACGCAGCAUCCUAGUGGCUGCCCUUCUGUACGGGUUCUGCCUCGGAGCCAUCAAGGCUCCGUGGGGUGACCAGCAUGUGCCUGUCCUCUUCUCCGUCUUCUGUGGCCUCCUCGUGGCGCUCUCGUACCACCUGAGCCGCCAGAGCAGCGACCCAACCGUGCUCUGGUCUUUGAUCCGAAGCAAGCUUUUUCCCGAAUUUGAAAAUCGCAAUGUGGAGAUCCCCCCGCUUGGAAUUAAGGAUCCACUUCCUGAGAAACUGCGCAGCUCACUGCGGGAGAUCCUUCACUCAGACCUCGUCAUGUGUUUGGUCAUCGCUGUCCUGACAUUUGCCAUCAGCGCCAGCACAGUCUUCAUUGCUCUUGAGUCUGUUCUAGGUUACGUGCUCUAUGCUUUGGCGGGCCUGGUGGGCUUUGUCACUCACUAUCUGCUGCCGCAGCUCCGAAAACAGCUGCCCUGGUUCUGCCUCUCUCAGCCUGUGCUGAAGCCGCGGGAGUACAGCCAGUUUGAAGUGCGCAGUGCUGCCCAACUGAUGUGGUUUGAAAAGCUCUAUGCCUGGCUGCAGUGCAUGGAGAAAUACUUCAUUUACCCGGCUGUGGUGCUCAACGCCCUCACCAUCGAUGCCCACUUGGUCAGCAGCCCACGGCAGGACAAGUUCUGCAUCUACUGCCGGGCCCUCCUCAUCACCGUAGCAGGCAUGAAGCUUCUGCGCUGCUCAUUUUGCUGUGCCCCCCAGCAGUACGUCACGCUGGGCUUCACCAUCCUCUUCUUCCAGUUCGACUACAAGCAGUACUCCGAGGGCUUCCUCACGGAUUACUUCGUCAUGUCUAUCCUCUUCAGCAAGCUGUGGGACCUCUUAUACAAGCUCCGGUUCGUGCUCACCUACAUCGCCCCCUGGCAGAUUACGUGGGGCUCGGCUUUCCAUGCCUUCGCCCAGCCAUUUGCUGUGCCUCACUCAGCCAUGCUGUUUGUCCAGGCAGUUCUUUCUGCUCUCUUCUCCACUCCUCUCAACCCGCUGCUGGGCAGUGCCGUCUUCAUCAUGUCCUACGCUCGCCCUGUCAAGUUUUGGGAGCGCGACUACAACACCAAGAGGGUGGACCAUUCCAACACCCGGCUGGCCACACAGCUUGACCGCAACCCAGGCGCUGACGACAACAACCUGAACUCCAUCUUCUAUGAGCACCUGACGCGCUCCCUGCAGCACACCCUCUGCGGGGACCUGCUGCUGGGGCGGUGGGGCAACUACACCACAGGGGAUUGUUUCAUCCUGGCCUCGGACUACCUGAAUGCCUUGGUGCACCUCAUCGAGAUCGGCAACGGCUUGGUGACCUUCCAGCUGCGGGGCCUCGAGUUCCGCGGUACCUACUGCCAGCAACGAGAGGUGGAAGCCAUCACGGAGGGGGUGGAGGAGGAUGAGGGUUGCUGCUGCUGUGAGCCAGGCCACCUGCCUCGCAUGCUCAGCUUCAACGCCGCCUUUGGGCAGCGCUGGCUGGCUUGGGAAGUGGCUGCCACCAAGUACAUCCUGGAGGGCUACAGCAUCAGCGACAACAACGCCGCUUCCAUGCUCCAGGUUUUCGAUCUGCGCAAGAUUCUCAUCACUUACUAUGUCAAGAGCAUCAUCUACUACGUGACUUGCUCCCCAAAGCUGGAGGAGUGGCUGGGAAACGAGGGGAUCCAGGAGGCCCUGCGUCCCUGCACCUCUCUCCACUACGCCGACAGCGACCCCACCUUCAACCUCAACAUAGAUGAGGACUAUGAUCAUCGCAUGGCAGGGAUCACCCUGGCUUCCUUCUGCAACAUCUACCUCGACUGGAUCCAGUACUGUGCUAGCCGCAAGGAGAAGCCAGUGGACCGGGAGUGGAACUCCCCUCUGGUCACCUUGUGCUUUGGGCUCUGCAUCCUGGGGCGCCGGGCCUUGGGCACUGCCUCCCACAGCAUGUCAGCCAGCCUGGAGCCCUUCCUGUAUGGCCUGCACGCGCUGUUCAAAGGAGACUUCCGAAUCACAUCACCCCGCGAUGAAUGGGUCUUUGCCGACAUGGAUCUGCUACAUCAUGUGGUGGCGCCCGGAGUGCGUAUGUCCCUGAAGCUACAUCAGGACCAUUUCACCUCCCCGGACGAGUACGACGACCCAGCUGUGCUGUAUGAUGCCGUAAGGUCGAACGAGGAGAAGAUGGUGAUCUCGCACGAGGGCGACCCCGCUUGGCGCAGUGCCAUCCUCACCAACACGCCCGCCCUGCUGGCCCUGCGCCACGUGAUGGACGAUGCCAGCGACGAGUACAAGAUUAUCAUGCUCAAUAAGCGCUACCUCGGAUUCCGGGUCAUCAAGGUGAACCGGGAGUGUGUGCGGGGUCUUUGGGCCGGGCAGCAGCAGGAACUGGUGUUUCUCCGGAACCGGAACCCAGAGCGUGGCAGCAUCCAGAAUGCCAAGCAGGCCCUCCGCAACAUGAUCAACUCCUCCUGCGACCAGCCCAUCGGAUACCCCAUCUACGUCUCGCCCCUGACCACUUCGUACGCCGGCAGCCACCCCCAGCUCCGCUUGCUGUGGGGAGGGCCCGUCAGCUUACACAAUAUCUCUGCUUGGUUCAUUCGAAGCUGGGAGAGGUUGCAGAAGGGCUGCGGGGCCGGUUGCAAUAGUGGAGGGAACAUUGAGGAUUCGGACUGCGGUGGCGGGUCUUCCUCCCUCAGCAAUAAUCCCACAGUGCACGGGUCUCAGGCUCCUGGGAGCACCGCUCACAGCGUGGGACCAGCAGCUGCAAAUCCCACAGAUCCUGCGGUCGCCACGGCCCAGCCUCAGGCAGAUCGCUGUGAUGGUCACGUUGCUGCUGCUGUUGUCAUAUCUGCAGAACUAGAGCCCGGCCUUCCUCUUCCUCCUUCAAGUCAAAGCUGGCUGGUCCAGCCCCAGCAGGCCCCCUUGCUGAGCCAGGGUGAAGGACGGCCCCCACCUACCCCGGCUGCAUCUUGGCCCCCCGGACCGCAUUUCUUGGGAACCCAGCUUUCCUGCGCCAGCUCCUUGGCUUCUGUGGCUGAGGGGAUGGGACGUGCCCCUCUGCCUCUCCGCUCGGGACUUGGGGCCCACUCCGCCUUCGCCUACGAGGGCCUCUGUGGCAAAUGGAGCCUGCCCACUCGCAAGGGACUAAAUGGGCUUGGGGGGAGCGAGAGCGACGUCCCCCCCGGGACCCCUCCGCCCCGCACGAAGGACAAUACCGCUUUAUCAUCUUCUGCUGUGGCUGCGUUGGAGACUUCCAGUGUUAGCGGGGGCCCCAAACCUCAGCCCCCCAACCCAGGACCAGUCCCUGAGGCCGCCAGCGAUCCGACGCCGCCCUUGCCUCUGGAACCGCCAGCAGCCCCCCGAGGGAACUGCAGCCCCACAGAGGCUGCCCAGCCUGCGGUGGCCGAGUGGGAGCGACAGCGGGAGGAAGAGGAGAGCCCCGCGGCCGCGCAGCCGCUCCUAGAACACCAGUACUGAAGGGGGGAGGCGUGUGUUUUGUGUCCUACGGAAUCACGGGCUGGCCCCGUUGUGACUCUUCUUCUCCCGUCCCUUUUUGGGGGGGACGGAAGGGGGGAGAACGUGCUCCGAGUCAGCCUUCCCCUCCUUCAGAACCAUGGACAGCAAUAACGCGGUCUGGGGGGGGCUGCUCCUAUCAGGCCCGCUGCAGCUUUCCGUGCCCCCAUUUCUCCCUCCCCCUUCCUAAUGUGCCUGCCCGGGCUGGCUCAGUCUUUUGGGACACGGAGGGGAGGGGGGGCAAGAACCCCAUGCACUGCCCCCUUUCCCUUUCUCUCUCCCCCCCCCCACUCCACAAGGACCCACCCUGGACACCAGCUUUGUACCGGUGACACUCGAAGGUGGUUUUCUUUUCAGCGGCUGUGGUCGUUCCUCGGGGUUCAUUUUUAGUUUGUUUCUUUGUUACCUUCCCAUCUCCGGAUCCUGGAUUUUUGAUUGGUAUAAAAAUUAAAAAGGCAGGGGGGGAAAAAGGUAUGACUGUCCUUCACCUGUGCAUUAUGAUGUUUUGAAACCUGGGGAAGGGUCAGGUAUUUGUGUGAUGAAGUGUGAGGCUGGAGGAGGGGAAGGAUAAAAAGAGGGUGUGUGAAAAAGAUCUGGGUGCUAGGCUUGCCCUCCUUCCCCCCCCCCCAUUUACUUAACGGGGCAGCUGACCUUCCUCCUCCAUGGUAGAGAUUAUCGCCUUCUGCCCCCCCCCCGCCGCCCCUUUCAAGCUGA
This is a messenger RNA of Rhineura floridana, 8208 nucleotides long. RefSeq names its product pecanex 3 (gene PCNX3). Lineage: Eukaryota; Metazoa; Chordata; Lepidosauria; Squamata; Rhineuridae. The record is from RefSeq and is a predicted model, not a curated record. The transcript has 35 exons. The coding region runs from base 907 to 7458 and encodes 2183 amino acids. Gene Ontology annotation, cellular component: membrane.